UCCUCCCAAAAUUAGUAGUUGGAUCACAAAUUACUGAAAAAUUGACCUCUUAACUGAUUUCCCAGCUUCACCAAACUGGCCUACACUCUCCUUCCUUCCACUUUCGCUUAAGAGUACAAAUUCCAUUAUUCAUCUCUAAGUUAUUAGAAAGAAAUAUAAGAAAAAUUGGGGUUUUCUUUCUUUUCAUUUUUAAUUCUGAAAAUGGGUGGAUUUUCAUGGCCUUCUGAAGCAGAGUUGAAUGAGUUAAAGAAGGUAGUAGCUGAGAUGGCUGGAAGAACUACCGAUGAUGUUAAGGUGGUUGUCUCCCCAUACAGGAUUUGUCCUUUGGGAGCACACAUUGAUCAUCAGGGUGGAGCCGUUUCAGCUAUGACAAUAAACAAGGGAAUUCUUCUUGCUUUUGUUCGUUCUGGCAAUCCUGAGAUGGUAUUGCGUUCUGCACAGUUUGGAGGAGAAGUAAGGUUCAGAGUUGAUGAAAGUAACCAUCCUAAAAAGGUUGCAAAGGCAGAAGAAGUUUUUAAUGCCAAUGGUUCAACUAAAUUGGAAGAAGAGUGUUGUUGGGGAAGAUAUGCUAGGGGAGCUGCUUAUGCAUUGAAAAGUAAAGGGAAUAUUCUCAAUCAGGGUAUUAUUGGGUUGAUCAGCGGUUCUUCUGGCCUUGACAGCUCUGGCCUUAGCUCUUCUGCUGCUGUUGGACUUGCUUACCUAUUGGCUUUGGAAAAUGCAAAUAAUAUAUCGAUUUCUCCAACAGACAAUAUUGAGUAUGACCGGCUGAUUGAAAAUGAAUAUCUAGGCUUGAACAAUGGCAUAUUGGAUCAGUCUGCAAUACUGCUUUCAAAACAGGGUUGUCUAACCUUCAUGGACUGCAAGACCAAAGAAUACAAGCUUGUAAACCCUUCAAACUUGAAAGAGAAUGACGUGAAUGGAGUACCGAAAUCAUACAAGAUAUUGUUGGCAUGUUCUGGUCUGAAGCAUGCUUUGACUAGUGAUACUGGAUAUAAUCGCCGAGUUUCUGAAUGUCGAGAGGCAGCAAGAGUUCUCUUAGAUGAUGCUGGGAAGCAUGAAGUGGAUGCUGUUCUAUCUAAUGUUGAACGAGAAGUUUAUGAAGCUCACAAGGACAAGCUAGAACCUCUUCUUGCUCGAAGAGCGGAGCAUUAUUUCUCAGAGAAUAUGCGUGUGAUGAAAGGAGUUGAAGCAUGGGCUUCGGGUAGGAUGGAUGAUUUCGGAAAAUUAAUUACCGCCUCUGGUAGAAGUUCAAUUGACAAUUAUGAAUGUGGAUGUAAACCUCUGAUAGAGCUCUAUGAAGUCCUUCUGAGAGCUCCUGGUGUGUUAGGAGCCAGGUUUAGUGGCGCUGGUUUCCGGGGAUGCUGCAUUGCAUUAGUCGAUUCUGAUAAAGCUUCGGAAGCCGCUUCAUUUGUGAAAAACGAGUACAAUAAGCUUGAGCCUGAAUUGGUUGGCAACAUCACCCAAGAAGCCGCAGUUUUGAUUUGUGAAUCCGGGGAUGGUGCUCGUGUCAUUGCUUCCCCAUAAACUUGAUACAUUAUUAGACUAGCCUCUUUGAUUCAAUCUACUUCAUUCCGUAUUAGUCUGCAGAUCCUGCUUGUGCCCCUCCUAUAAUUCUUCAAGUCGAAAUCUGUAGGUUAUCCAGGCACCAAUCCAUAUCUACAUACUCAUAUAUAGUUGAAGUUACGGAUUAAGUGUCACCGUGUAUAAAUGUGAAGAGUUUAUGCAUUAUGUGAUUUAUGUCUAAAAUAAAUAAAAUGGUAUCUUCCUUGGA
Messenger RNA from Spinacia oleracea (spinach), 1771 nucleotides. RefSeq names its product galacturonokinase. NCBI's taxonomy places the organism in Eukaryota, Viridiplantae, Streptophyta, Magnoliopsida, Caryophyllales, Amaranthaceae. The transcript is spliced from 14 exons. Gene Ontology annotation, biological process: galactose metabolic process. Gene Ontology annotation, cellular component: cytosol; cytoplasm. Gene Ontology annotation, molecular function: phosphotransferase activity, alcohol group as acceptor; kinase activity; ATP binding. Bases 202 to 1524 code for a protein of 440 amino acids. The record is from RefSeq and is a predicted model, not a curated record.